CGCACCCCCGACGGGGCCGCGGCGGGCGCGGCGAGGGCGCCGGCGGAGCCAUGAGAGAGUACAAGGUGGUGGUGCUGGGCUCGGGCGGCGUGGGCAAGUCGGCGCUCACCGUGCAGUUCGUGACCGGCUCCUUCAUCGAGAAGUACGACCCCACCAUCGAGGACUUCUACCGCAAGGAGAUCGAGGUGGACUCGUCGCCGUCGGUGCUCGAGAUCCUGGACACGGCGGGCACCGAGCAGUUCGCGUCCAUGCGGGACCUGUACAUCAAGAACGGCCAGGGCUUCAUCCUCGUCUACAGCCUGGUCAACCAGCAGAGCUUCCAGGACAUCAAGCCCAUGCGGGACCAGAUCAUCCGCGUCAAGCGGUACGAGCGCGUGCCCAUGAUCCUGGUGGGCAACAAGGUGGACCUGGAGGGCGAGCGCGAGGUGUCGUACGGCGAGGGCAAGGCCCUGGCCGAGGAGUGGAGCUGCCCCUUCAUGGAGACGUCGGCCAAAAACAAAGCCUCGGUGGACGAGCUGUUCGCGGAGAUCGUGCGGCAGAUGAACUACGCGGCGCAGCCCAACGGCGACGAGGGCUGCUGCUCGGCCUGCGUGAUCCUCUGAGCCGCCCGCGCCCGCCCCCGCGGGGGGGAUGCGCUGCGCCCGCGCCGACCUCGGGG
Canis lupus familiaris (dog) is the source of this 658-nucleotide messenger RNA. It is a transcript of the gene RAP2B, whose product is annotated as RAP2B, member of RAS oncogene family. The record is from RefSeq and is a predicted model, not a curated record. The transcript has 2 exons. Gene Ontology annotation, biological process: negative regulation of cell migration; Rap protein signal transduction. The coding region runs from base 51 to 602 and encodes 183 amino acids. Gene Ontology annotation, cellular component: plasma membrane. Gene Ontology annotation, molecular function: GTPase activity; GTP binding; GDP binding. NCBI's taxonomy places the organism in Eukaryota, Metazoa, Chordata, Mammalia, Carnivora, Canidae.